This is a messenger RNA of Mytilus californianus (California mussel), 2255 nucleotides long. RefSeq names its product toll-like receptor 4. Gene Ontology annotation, molecular function: transmembrane signaling receptor activity. Bases 197 to 1795 code for a protein of 532 amino acids. Lineage: Eukaryota; Metazoa; Mollusca; Bivalvia; Mytilida; Mytilidae. The record is from RefSeq and is a predicted model, not a curated record. Gene Ontology annotation, biological process: immune response; toll-like receptor signaling pathway; inflammatory response. Gene Ontology annotation, cellular component: membrane. The transcript has a single exon.
AUUAAUUUUACAAAACAACAAAUUAUCAUACAAGAACUCCUUCCCACGUGAUGUAUUCGAUCCUUUGAAAUCACUUGUAUACUUAAAUGCUAAAUUUGAAAAUGAAGAUUUAGAGAAUUUUCCAACUGGAGUGUUAGUAGCCUUACACGCACUGGAAGAACUACAUAUAGAUGCCAAAUAUCCUAAGCCGUUCGGUAUGGAAUUCCGAAAGCUUCAACGUUUGCGAAUAUUACAGAUUGGAUAUUGCACCCUAAAUAGGGCAGACAGUGAAACAUUUGCUAAUAUAAACUACUUGGAAUAUAUGGAUUUGUCAAUGUGCAGUAUCGAGAAAUAUAAAUAUGGUUUCGAAGAUAUGAAAUCUCUCCAGUAUUUAAAGUUGGGAAAUCCAACGUUUUUUAACAGUGAUGUUUAUCAUAUGGUUCAAGACUUGGAAACGUCCAAUAUUGAAAUUUUAGUAAUGACGAAUUUAUUUUACAAAGUUCUGAAAUUUCCGAACGUAGUAUUCUACUGUUUGAAUAGCACAAAUAUUCUUGAGUUGUAUAUUAACUACAAUGGGCUUCGGCGAGUAGUUAGAGAUGAACAAUUUAAUACAUUUCCUACAACGUUGAAAAUUUUAGAUAUGUCAAACAACAUGAUAAAGGAGUUUUUAUUUGACAUUCCUUAUCUUAUCCAACUAGUCUUGAGAAACAACUCUUUAGGAAAUUUUCUUUCCGUUCAGAGCUACACAGUAUCCUCAUCUUUGAAACUACGACAUAUAGACUUAUCCCAAAACUCUAUAUAUAGAUUAAAAUAUUCGUUAUUCAAUGGGCAUGAUCAUCUAGAAAGUAUUAAUCUUAGUAGAAAUUUUUUGCAAGAACUUUCCUUUGACUUGUCAAAGCAAAAGGAUUUAAAGGUGCUGGACUUAUCACACAACUUUAUACGACAAAUCAACCAAACAUUUAUUUCAUGUAUUAGUAAAAUAUUCGUGCGUUCAAAUCUAAUUAUUAACUUGUCAAAUAACUUGCUUGAAUGCAGUUGUCGUACAUAUUUAACUAUGAAAUGGAUGUUAGAAAAUAUCAACCAUUUUCUUUAUUCUGAAACAUAUAAAUGUCAAUAUGAUGACAGACGAUUGAUUCUUCUCAACAAUUUCAAAGAAAUAGUUCAACAAAUGGAAAAGACUUGUUCUUCACAUUUGAUUCUUAUAGUUUGCGUCUCGAUUUUCGUCGCAACCUUUUGUCUCAUGAUUGCUAUUGGGCUCGUAUACCGCUAUCGAUGGAAACUACGCUACAUAUAUUACAUGGCAAGAAGUAAAUACAGGCAAUAUAAACCUGUAAAUUCUAAUUCAACGUACACUUACGAUGCUUUUAUUUCUUACGCUGAUCACGAAAGGGAUUUUAUAAUUAACGAAUGCAUCCCAAACCUUGAGCAGAAAUGGAAAUUAAAGUUAUGCAUUCACCACAGAGACUUUCUACCUGGUGAAGAAAUUACGGUUAAUAUUACAAAUGCCAUUCAUGACAGUAGAAAGACGAUUUGUUUAGUGACACGAUUAUUUCUCGAAUCUUACUACUGCAUGUUCGAGUUUAACAUGGCCAGGAUGGAGAGUAUUUACUCUCGAAAUGGAGAAAACAUUUUGUUUCUUGUUUUUUAUGACCGAAUUUUGCCCCAAGAACUUUCCCUUGUCAUGCUUGAGCUUGUCCAAAAUCAGUCAUACAUUGAAUACCCACAUGAUGACCAAGGGAAUGUUGUAUUCUGGGAAAAAAAUAGAGAAAGCUGUUACCGGAUAGUUUAUGAAUUAUUGUUUGAAUGCUUUCUAUAAUUUUAAAAUAAUUGAUAAAAAAAAAAAUGAAAUGAAAGGGAAUUUAAAAAUAUUUUGAUCCGUCAAAACACAACAACGAUAACAAUAUUCAAAACUAAAAACAAACGUUGAAGAGAUGAUCAAAGCAAAUAUGAUCUAAAGUAUAGCCAAAUCCGGAAAAGGAAUGGGAGAUUUCUAUGAGGAAGAUACAUUUCUGAAUUUAAAAUGAUUUUUAAAUUUUAUAAAAGUAAAUUUCUAUACAUAAGGAUGUAUAAAAAUUUUGGACAAUAAAACAGAAUACAUCAUCACCCAACAACCCACUUCUUUGAGUAAAUAGAUGUACUUUCAAAGACGAACAACAACAACAUGAUAUGGUCAAUUAUAAAGUCAUGUAUUUUGUUACCAUAAAUUACUUAAAACGUUCACUAACUUGUUUCUUAGAUACACUAAUUUGGCUUGCAAGUUUGAAUUGGCUAUACUU